CGCACGCGCCCCCCGCCCCCGUCGCGUGAGUGACGUCAUCGCCGCGUGCGGCAGCAAUGGCGGCGGCUGGAGUGGCGCCGGUCCGGGAGCGGUUCGUUGCCUCCAAGGAGCGGUUCCAUGCCUACCUGAGGGCCAGCGGGGAGCCCGGCAGCCGAGGGGACGAGGAGGAGGAGGAGGAGAAGGAGAAGGAGAAGGAGAAGGAGGCCAGCAGCGAGCAGAGCGAGCCCCCUGCCAAGCGGGGGAGGUUGGAUGCACAGGGCCAGGAUGGAGAGAGGUCAGGGGAGCCCGAGGAUGGGGAGAAGGAGCCCGAGGAUGGGGAGAAGGAGCCCGAGGAUGGGGAGAAGGAGCCUGUGGAGCGCAAACGAGCCCGGGGGCAGAACAAGAGCAGGCCCUGCAUGAAGCCCAACCACUAUGAGAAGAGUCGGUUAUGCCCAUCAGUCACGCAGGGCUGCGCAGAGAAGUGCUACUUUGGCCCACGGUGCCGCUUCCUUCAUGAUGUCAGCGAGUACAUGGCAGCGAAGCCGGCUGACCUGGGGCACAGCUGCGUGCUCUUCGAAACCUUCGGCAGGUGCCCUUACGGCGUCACGUGCCGCUUUGCCAAAGCCCACCUUGGGGAUGGCUACCAGAACGUGGUCAACGCAGAGCUGGCCAAGCAGUGGGAAGGGAAAUCGCUGGUGAGGAACAACCUCUCCAAGGACCUCCAGCACCAGCUGCGCAAGAAGAAAUUUAUCUUCAAGAAAGCUGAUGAGUAUCUCCGCAGCCUGGCCAAGCCCCACCACAAUGGUGGGAAGGGAGGCAAAGCCUCGGGGCACUGUGCAGAGGGUGAGGAGGUGUCCAACUGCGCAACGCCUGAGGAUGGCCUGGGAGACACCUCAGAAUGUCCUGUGCUGCCAGAGGAGGGAGGAGAUGCCAAACCAACUCCUGUGCAGAGUCCUCGCCCCACAGAAAGCGAAGGGAUGUGCCCCACCAAAACAGCAGGCCCAGUGACAGAUGAAGACGUGAUAAAGCUGAGGUCGUGUGAGAAGAAGAAGUUGGAAAUCCAAGGCAAGCUCUACUUGGCCCCACUGACCACGUGUGGGAACCUCCCUUUCAGAAGGAUAUGCAAACGCUUUGGGGCAGAUGUCACCUGUGGAGAGAUGGCCGUGUGCACAAACCUGCUUCAGGGCCAGUCCUCUGAGUGGGCUCUCCUCAAACGGCACCACACCGAGGAUAUUUUUGGGGUGCAGCUGGAGGGAGCAUUUCCAGACACGAUGACCAAAUGUGCAGAGCUCCUGAACCAAACGAUUGAUGUGGACUUUGUAGACAUCAAUGUUGGGUGUCCUAUCGACCUGGUCUACAAGAAGGGUGGAGGCUGUGCUCUGAUGACUCGAUCUAACAAGUUUGAGCAGAUUGUCCGAGGGAUGAACUCGGUGCUGGACGUCCCACUGACCGUGAAGAUACGGACAGGGGUGCAAGAAAAGAUGAACGUGGCUCAUAAAAUAAUCCCCAAGAUCCGGGAGUGGGGAGCAUCCAUGGUCACGCUGCAUGGCCGGUCCAGGGAGCAGAGGUACACAAGAGUCGCUGACUGGGACUACAUAGCAGAAUGUGCUAAAAUAGCAAGCCCCAUGCCUCUGUUUGGAAACGGUGAUAUUUUGUCUUAUGAAGAUGCUAAUCAAGCCAUGCAGACAGGCGUUUCAGGAAUUAUGAUUGCAAGGGGAGCGCUCAUCAAACCGUGGCUUUUCACCGAAAUCAAGGAGCAGAGACACUGGGAUAUCUCCUCCAGUGAGAGACUGGAUAUCCUCAGAGACUUCACCAACUACGGCCUGGAGCACUGGGGGUCAGAUACUCAGGGUGUGGAGAAGACCAGGAAGUUUCUGCUGGAAUGGCUCUCGUUCCUGUGCAGUGUUUGUGUUCUGCUGCAGGUAUAUUCCAGUCGGGUUAUUAGAACACCUACCUCAGAAGAUCAAUGAGCGGCCGCCUUACUACAUAGGGAGAGACUAUCUGGAGACACUGAUGGCAAGCCAGAACGUGGAUGACUGGAUUAAGAUCAGGUAACGAAGCACCGGGUUAACCAGUGCUUCACUUGGAGGUUUUAACUGAGCUUGGAGCCGCCGUAGAGGAGCUCUCAUUCCCCCCCUCUGCCUCAGGAGGUCAUUCACAGCCCGCUGCAGAUCUGGGAUAGCUGACCUCUCUCAUGACACACUGUUCAUCCUGGGACAGAGAGGAACCAAGAGGAGAGAGCGCAGCGAUGGGACGGCUCGUGCUGUCAGCAGUCGCUCCCUGUGCACUUUGCACACAGCCCCGCUCAGCCGGGCAGCAAGGCAGCAUCCCCAGCUCGAGAGAACCGAGCCUGACCCCCAUUUCUCAGCAUCUGAUCUCUGAGUUUGUGCAACCAAAUGCAGGCAGCUGCAUUUCCCCACAUCUACAAGCCUACGGGCGACGGCUAGGAAGAGGCUUCAGUUCCGAGCCAGCUAAAAUGAGAACUUGUGCAGCGCAGCCAGCUGCUGUUCCUUGUGUCAUGGAAACGGAGAUUAACAAAAAUAGAGCGCAGCUACAAGCUUCUCUGGUUUUUGCUAAUCCUUAUCCAUUUUGUUAGUGCUGGGAACAGCUGCCUAAAAGCAAGUGGCGAGCACGUCGAGUUUUAAUCAGGGCUUUUAAUUGCCGUCUUUUCGAGCAGAACCUGCCCACGUGAGGCUGUGCAAAGCUUUGGAACCGGCGCCCUUUGCGGCACCUUGUAAGAGACAUUCAUAGCCAUAAAAAUCCAAUUUCCAGUCCGAUUAGGUUUAUUCAUUAAAGCUCAUUGUAAGGAGAUGCUAACGAGCGGAGGGGGUCUCCCAAGCACGCUCUGCUCUGCUCUCACAGCCACAGCCUCUCGUUACGCAGCUGUGUGCCCUGCUGGGAUCCUCUGCUGACAUGUCUUAUGGAAAGUUUUAGUGAUGCUAUAUUGAACCAGCAUCCAGGAAAUACAUUAAGCCCCCUUGACUGCAAAGAAAAUUACUCCGCGCUGAAAAUCCAGCGUGGGUUCCCAAGUGUGAAAUAGUUGAGGUCUUAAGCGAGGAUAAGUCACAAUAGCACCGGCUUACAUCACUUUAGGAUCCAACCUUAAUACUUUUUGGCACUAAGGGGGUUUUGGCUCUGCACAAGCACAGCGAGAGGUUGGGAGGAGCUCUCAGAGGCUUGUGCUGAUUUUAGGCAUGCGGUUGCCAGCAGCGAAGCUGGUAUUCAGGUCACCAAACUUAGAUUCCCAUUUUGGCAUUGACCCUCAGUGACUCCCCAGCAGCGAGGGCUGUGCCAAGACCCGGAGUCUGUGUCCUCCCACUGCUGUGGUUCAGAGUUCAAGCUCAGCACUAGAGACAGUUGGGUGCAGCAGCACUCUGAAUUUUCGGGAGGGUGAAAGCUUGCUUUGGGUACCCAGGAGUUAGAGCCCCGGUGCUGUGCAGCAGGUGGGUGGCAGUGGUUCUGCUGCACUGAACGCAAACCUCUUCUGUUUCC
Molecule: messenger RNA, 3471 nt
Organism: Numida meleagris (helmeted guineafowl)
Lineage: Eukaryota; Metazoa; Chordata; Aves; Galliformes; Numididae
Gene: DUS3L
Product: dihydrouridine synthase 3 like
Exons: 12
Coding region: 57-1949 (630 amino acids)
Biological process (GO): tRNA processing
Molecular function (GO): metal ion binding; tRNA dihydrouridine synthase activity; RNA binding
Source: RefSeq, a predicted model, not a curated record